Rhodofomes roseus is the source of this 1825-nucleotide messenger RNA. RefSeq names its product T-complex protein 1. Gene Ontology annotation, molecular function: ATP binding; ATP-dependent protein folding chaperone; ATP hydrolysis activity. The transcript has 8 exons. The record is from RefSeq and is a predicted model, not a curated record. Bases 57 to 1721 code for a protein of 554 amino acids. Gene Ontology annotation, biological process: protein folding. Lineage: Eukaryota; Fungi; Basidiomycota; Agaricomycetes; Polyporales; Fomitopsidaceae. Gene Ontology annotation, cellular component: chaperonin-containing T-complex.
AAGCGCUCAGCAGCUCUUCGCGCCUCAGCUACUCCUCUUCUGCACACUACGCCGCCAUGUUCCAACGCGAUCCUCGUGCGGGUGUUUUCUUGGGUGGCGACAGAAUAUCUGGGCAAGAUGUGCGCGAUCAGAACGUCCAGGCCGCCCAGACGAUCGCAAAUAUCGUCAAAAGCUCAUUAGGCCCCAUGGGUCUCGACAAAAUGCUGGUGGAUAACAUUGGAGAAGUCACGAUCUCUAAUGAUGGCGCGACGAUCCUUUCACUCCUUGCGGUCGAGCACCCCGCAGGCAGAGUGUUCGUCGACCUCGCACAAAAGCAAGACAAGGAAGUCGGCGAUGGAACAACGUCUGUGGUGCUCAUCGCUGCUGAGCUACUCCGGCGCGCGAAUGAGCUUGUGAGGCAGAGGAUCCACCCCACCACGAUCAUCACUGGAUACAGGCUCGCAUGCCGAGAGGCGGUCAAGUUCAUGCAGGAUCAGAUGAGCGUGAAGGUGGAUGCAUUGGGCAGGGAGGCCCUCAUCAAUGCGGCGAAGACGAGCAUGUCGAGCAAGAUCAUUGGAGGAGAUGACGACCUCUUUGCGCCCAUGGCUGUCGAUGCUAUGCUGGCUGUCAAGACUAUCAACAGCCGCGGUGACAUCAAGUACCCUGUAAAGGCAGUCAAUGUCUUGAAGGCUCACGGUCGCAGCGCGCGUGAAUCGAUCUUCGUCAAGGGUUAUGCUCUGAACUGCACCGUCGCAAGUCAGGCCAUGAAGACACGUAUCACCAACGCCAAGAUUGCGUGCCUUGACAUCAACUUGCAGAAAGCUCGCAUGCAGCUUGGUGUGCAGAUCCUUGUGGAUGAUCCGAGCCAGCUCGAGGACAUCCGGAAGAGAGAGUCCGAGAUUACGUUGGAGCGUGUCCGCAAGAUCCUCGCCUCGGGAGCAAAUGUUGUCCUGACUACAAAAGGUAUCGACGAUAUGUGCUUGAAGGAGUUCGUCGAGGCAGGCGCUAUGGCAGUCCGCCGGUGUAGGAAGGAGGACCUGCGCCGGAUAGCGAAGGCAACGGGCGGCACCCUUGUCUCCAGUCUUGCGAACCUCGAGGGCGAGGAGUCCUUCGAGGCGAGCUAUCUUGGGACUGCUGAGGAAGUUGUUCAGGAGCGCAUCUCGGAUGAUGAGCUCAUCUUGGUCAAGGGCACCAAGGUGGUCAGCUCCGCGUCCAUCAUCCUCCGAGGCGCGAACGACUACAUGUUGGAUGAGAUGGAGCGAAGCCUCCAUGAUGUCCUGUCAAUUCUCAAGCAGACACUUGAGAGUGGUACCGUGGUCCCCGGAGGGGGUGCUGUCGAGACCGCGCUGUCAAUCUAUCUCGAGAACUUUGCAACGACUCUGGGAUCACGAGAACAGCUGGCGAUCGCCGAGUUCGCCAGCGCGCUUUUGGUCAUUCCGAAGACGUUGGCUGUGAAUGCGGCGAAAGACUCGACGGACCUCGUUGCCAAACUGAGGUCGUAUCAUAACGCGGCGCAAAAUGCUCCGGCCGGGGACCCGAAAAAGGCUCUUCUACGCUACGGUCUUGACCUGCUAAAGGGCGAGGUCCGCGACAAUGUCACUGCCGGCAUCCUGGAGCCAACUGUCAGCAAGGUCCGGAGUCUCAAGUCUGCUUUUGAGGCUGCAGUGUCGCUUCUGCGUAUCGACGAUGCCAUCCAAUGCGUAGCUGAGUCGAAGGGCGAACCAGACCCUCACGGACAUUAGAGUGUGGGUAUGUCCGGGGAGAGACUAGAACCAAUGAGAUUGCCGUCACCUUACAAUGUAUAUUGUUACCGUGCACAAUAAUGAGCUGCAUGACAUGCUUAGGA